This is a messenger RNA of Stegodyphus dumicola, 922 nucleotides long. RefSeq lists its product as uncharacterized. The record is from RefSeq and is a predicted model, not a curated record. Lineage: Eukaryota; Metazoa; Arthropoda; Arachnida; Araneae; Eresidae.
UGGACAGAUAACGUCCUCCCACUUCGCUCGCAUUUGCCCGGAACUAUAUUUUUAAUGCGUGCAACGGUGCAGAAAGUAUAGCCUUUUCAGUUAAAGAGCAAUCCAAAAAUGAGUGAAAACGUUGAUUCAAAUCACAUAAAUCAAAGUAAAUCUUCGCCAGAGGAAAGCCUCGAAGACCUAGAGUGCCUUAACUUCCCCGGCGAUGUUGAUUGGUCAUCGACUCUCGUACUAAGGUGUGAUCCGAGCGCUGGCCCUUACAACCUCAGUGACGUAACAGCAGGUUUGUUCAAUAUAGUCCGUCGCAUUGAUGUCUUCAAUCUAGGUGCCACAUCUUUGAACCAUGCUUUCACCAUGAGCUUCAAAACCACUUACGGUUUGGAGAAUUUCGUAAAGUACUUGAAAAAUCCUAAACUGUGCAAAGGCGUAAUGGUAAAAGGGCACCGUUGCACGUUUACCAGAGUGCCAAAUAAGUGUGUCACUGUAAUAGUUCGAUGGAUACCGCUAGAAAUCGACACAGCUCACAUAACAGAAAUAUUUAACAAAUAUGGAGCCAUAGUAAAGACGGAGUUACUGAGGAGCAAAUUCAGAGGUUGGUUCAACGUGUACACUAACGAAAGGAAGAUAACGUUGUGUCUACGACCAGGAGUUACGCCACAGGACUUGCCGUACGGGAUUGUAGUAAAGGAACUGAUUGGUGCCGUUUUUGUUGAAGAACGUAAUCCAAAAUGUCUAGAAUGUUAUUACACAGGUCACAAGAACGAUUCGUGUGAACAUGAACAAUGCGCUUUUAAUCAAAUUAAGAAAUGAACACCAGCUACCACUAUUGUAAUUAGAAAAUUUUUGAAGUCAUUCCAUGCUUCUCUUUAAAAUAGUAAGAAACAAAAAAUUGGCAAAUAAGAAAUAAAAAAUGGUUUUCAGAAAA